CUCUCUCUCUCACACACACACACACACACAACACAAACAAUAUUCUCCAUCUUUUUGCCAGUUGCCACUUUACUGAUCCAUAAUAGAGUUGUUGUCAGAGAAUGAAUGGCUGAGAAGACCAAUUUUGUUCCGGUAUAAAGGGGCUCAAUUGGUGACAUAGAGCUAGAGAUUAAGGAACUGAAGGUCUCUCUGAUGGAGUCAUCAUUUUCUGGAUCAUCGAAGAGAGCCAAGGCACCGAGUAAUGUCACCCAAGUUGUUCGUUGCUUGGUUGAUGGGUGCAACGCAGACCUUAAUCAGUGCCGUGAGUAUCACAGACGGCAUAAAGUGUGCGAGUUCCAUGCUAAGUCCCCUAAGGUUACAAUUGGUGGUAGAGAGCAACGGUUUUGUCAACAAUGCAGCAGGUUUCAUUCGUUGGCAGAGUUUGAUGAGGGAAAGCGAAGCUGCAGGAAACGUUUAGAUGGCCAUAACCGGCGGCGAAGGAAGCCUCAGCCUGAUCCUCUUUCCAGAAAUUCUGGAAUGACUGUUUCUAAUCAACAAGGUACAAUGCUUUUGUCAUUCAGCAAUCCACAAAUAUUCCCAAGUGCCGGUGGAACCUCCACUUGGGCUGGGCCUGUCAAAGCUGAGAAUGAGACAGUGCUAUACAAUAGCCAGUCACCCUUGAGCUGCAUUGACCGACGCAACCCAUUUCCUGAAUCUUCCGCUCACAGCUACAGAGGAGUAAACCAGUUUCAAUUCUUGCAACAAGAUACUGACCACAUUCUCCCUGAAGCUUCCGUUUGUCAAUCACUUCUUGAUCCCCAUUCUGCAUCAGCAAUCACUUGCAGCAGCCAAAGAAUGUUCUGUGAUGGGUUAAAUCGAAUGGUUGACUCUGAUGGUGCUCUCUCUCUUCUGUCAUCAGCACCGGCUAUAACUAGGGAGAUUGGUUUGAGCCCCAUGGUGCAGCCUGACCCCGAAUUGCAGGCACAGUCCUUGAUCCAUAACCUGCAGUAUAGCAGUACAAUGCUUUUGUCAUUCAGCAAUCCACAAAUAUUCCCUAGUGCCGGUGGAACCUCCACUUGGGCUGGGCCUGUCAAAGCUGAGAAUGAGACAGUGCUAUACAAUAGACAGUCACCCUUGAGCUGCAUUGACCGACGCAACCCAUUUCCUGAAUCUUCCGCUCACAGCUGCAGAGGAGUAAACCAGUUUCAAUUCUUGCAACAAGAUACUGACCACAUUCUCCCUGAAGCUUCCGUUUGUCAAUCACUUCUUGAUCCCCAUUCUGCAUCAGCAAUCACUUGCAGCAGCCAAAGAAUGUUCUGUGAUGGGUUAAAUCGAAUGGUUGACUCUGAUGGUGCUCUCUCUCUUCUGUCAUCAGCACCGGCUAUAACUAGGGAGAUUGGUUUGAGCCCCAUGGUGCAGCCUGACCCCGAAUUGCAGGCACAGUCCUUGAUCCAUAACCUGCAGUAUAGCAGUAUAGAUCAGUACGCUUGCACACAAGAAAUGGAAAUCAAGCCUGUAGUUUCUGCUACCGACUCUGGCAAUAGCCAUGAUGCCACCCUGUGUUUCCAGGGAAUGUUUCAGAAUGAACCUGAUGGGUCUUCUGCAAGUGGAUCUCAUCAAACCCUGAUAUUUUGGUGGGAGUAA
Ilex paraguariensis (yerba mate) is the source of this 1623-nucleotide messenger RNA. The record is from the annotation of a GenBank genome assembly. NCBI's taxonomy places the organism in Eukaryota, Viridiplantae, Streptophyta, Magnoliopsida, Aquifoliales, Aquifoliaceae.